This is a messenger RNA of Vitis riparia (riverbank grape), 1677 nucleotides long. Its product is annotated as pentatricopeptide repeat-containing protein At4g36680, mitochondrial. The transcript has a single exon. Bases 74 to 1324 code for a protein of 416 amino acids. The record is from RefSeq and is a predicted model, not a curated record. Lineage: Eukaryota; Viridiplantae; Streptophyta; Magnoliopsida; Vitales; Vitaceae. Gene Ontology annotation, molecular function: protein binding.
CCGCUCCUACCCCCGUUCAUAUAUCAGUUCCCUUUCCAUUUAUCCCUACCACCCAAACGCCAGAACCCUAAAAAUGUCAUGUUCUCUUGCCCGCCACCUCCGCCACGUCCGUCACCUCUCAACUGCCGCCGCCGCCGCCGCCUCCACCGCUGCUGCCUCUUCCUCUUCCUCUUCCUCGUCCAUAUCCGUUUCCAGAGCCAAAUCGAUACUCCGAUCAGAAUUUGAUCCAGACAGAGCCUUAGAAAUCUACUCCUCCGUUUCCAAACACUACACCUCCCCACUCGCCUCUCGCUACGCCCAAGACCUCACCGUUAAACGCCUUGCCAAGUCUCGCCGCUUCGCCGAUAUCGAGACCCUGAUCGAGUCCCACAAGAAUGAUCCCAAAAUCACCCAAGAACCUUACCUUUCCACCUUGAUUCGAUCCUAUGGUAUAGCCGGCAUGUUCCAACAUGCCCUCAGAACGUUUAAUCAAAUGGAAGAGCUUGGCACUCCUCGAUCAUCCAUUUCCUUCAACGCCCUUUUGUCCGCCUGUAAUCAAUCCAAGUUGUUCGAUCAAGUACCCAAAUUCUUCGAAGAAAUUCCCAGAAGGUACGGUAUUUUGCCAGAUAAGAUUUCUUAUGGUAUAUUGGUGAAAUCAUACUGUGAAUCGGGUUUGUCUGACAAAGCAAUUUCGAUGUUGAAAGAAAUGGAAGAGAAGGGUGUUGAGAUUACAGCAGUUACGUUCACGACGAUAUUGGAUGCUUUGUACAAGCAGGGGCAGAGUGAUAGAGCUGAGAAAGUUUGGCAUGAAAUGGCGAAAAAGGGGUGUUUGGAUGUUGGGGCCUAUAAUGUGAAGAUUAUGUUUGCCCAUGGCGGAGACCCCGAAAAUGUGAAGGCGUUGAUCGAUGAGAUGAGCAAUGCUGGGUUGAAACCGGACACCAUCAGUUACAAUUAUUUGAUGACCAGUUAUUGCAAGAGCGGGAUGAUGGAUGAGGCAAAGAAGGUUUAUGCAGAGUUAGAGGAAACUGGGUGUCAUCCCAAUGCAGCCACAUUUAGGACUUUGAUUUAUUAUUUAUGUCGAAGUGGAGACUUUGAAACGGGGUAUAAGGUUUUUAAGCAGAGUGCUUUUAGGCGUAAGAUACCGGAUUUUGGUACAUUGAGGCAUUUGGUGGAAGGAUUGGUGCAGAAAAAGAAAACCAAGGAGGCCAAAGGAUUGAUCAGAACGGUGAAAAAGAAUUUUCCUGCAAAUUUCUUGAAUGUGUGGAGGAAGCUGGAGGAGGAUCUUGGUUUAGCUGGCGUAGAUUCUUCUCCGGCUGCUGAUGAUGUCCAAGAGGCUACUUCAUAGAUCAGUUAAAGUCCUUGUUCACCACUUCAUCUGCGUUUGCAAUUGAUUCAAUUGGUCAAAUUGUGAGUAGAUGUUGGUUGUGUAGGCCAAGUUCGGAGCAACGGGUGAAGCUAUUUUAAACCUCAUAGAGCUGUAAAAGCUUUGUUUUUAGCUUUAUGCUUGGUGUAGUGUUAGUCCUCGCCUGGCUCUCCACAAUUUAAAGGCUGUUUUAAACUUCAUGCAGUUGUUUUUAUGCCCGUUAUCUACUAUUUCUUUAUGGGUUAAUAAUGUUGGCUUUGUGGAGGCCAAAAGGGGUUUUAAAGAUUUUGGCUUUAAUUCAAUGUGUUUACUGAUGGGGUUAAUUUCUUCCCUCC